UCGGCCGUUCCAGCCAAUCAAAGCAGUCAAUCCUUAGGUGCUAGGCUGAACUACUGCAACCCAUCACCGCCAAAAAAAUGUUCGCAGUCUUCAUUGCCCGCUUAGAACCUAAAACCAAGCAAGCAAAAGUCCAGCAUUUUCCCAUUGUGCCACUCCCGGACAGCUCAACACACACACAGCAAACUCCAGCAUGUCUGUCCCGGCCUCACGCCCCAAGCUGGCCGUAGCGGUCACAAAGCCGACACCCUACACCUUCGACCUCGGCCUCCUGCUAGCCAACGACCCAAACCCCGUCGCUGUGGACCCCUCCGAUGUCGAGGGCUCUCUCCGGCAGGUCGCCCGGGACGGGGCGCAGGUGCUGAUAUCGCAGCUCCUGACGACGUGCCCCAUCUCCUCCAGCGAGGCCGGCGUGCUGCUGUCCCUGCCGCCCAGCACGACGCCCCUGCCGCGCGAGAAGCCAGUGCCGGUGGAGCGGGCCGAGACCAAGUGGGAGGCAUUUGCCAAGAAGCGCGGCAUCAAGACCAAGACGCGCGAGCAGCGGCGCAACCUGCAGCACAACGAGGCCACGGGCGAGUGGGAGCGCAAGUGGGGUUACAAGGGCGCCAACAAGGCCGGCGAGAACGACUGGCUGGUCGAGGUGGACCCCAAGAAGGAGGCGGAGAGGAAGGAGGGCACGACGGUGCAGGGGGAUAAGCGGCGGGAGAGGAAGGAGAGGGUCAAGCGGAACGAGAGGCUGAUGAGGAAAAACAUGCGGAGGUCAGAGGGAGGAGGCAACUGAUGGGAUAAAGUGGAAGACGACUUCAUGGCAUGUCGGGCUGGGAAGGGCUGGGACAUUCAUCAUCACUAUGGCGUUAUAAGGGAAGGUAUUGCGGGCCUGUUAGUUGGAGUUAAGGGUCAU
Phialemonium atrogriseum is the source of this 898-nucleotide messenger RNA. RefSeq names its product ribosome biogenesis protein. Gene Ontology annotation, biological process: ribosome biogenesis; ribosomal large subunit biogenesis; endonucleolytic cleavage in ITS1 to separate SSU-rRNA from 5.8S rRNA and LSU-rRNA from tricistronic rRNA transcript (SSU-rRNA, 5.8S rRNA, LSU-rRNA). Gene Ontology annotation, molecular function: protein binding. Bases 191 to 778 code for a protein of 195 amino acids. The record is from RefSeq and is a predicted model, not a curated record. Gene Ontology annotation, cellular component: preribosome, large subunit precursor; nucleolus; nucleus. NCBI's taxonomy places the organism in Eukaryota, Fungi, Ascomycota, Sordariomycetes, Cephalothecales, Cephalothecaceae. The transcript has a single exon.